AUGAAACCCGUCGCUCAAUUAGCCGCUGCAAUUAAUGAAUUGAUGAUUCAGAAUUCGGAAGAAUGUAAAUUUUACACCACAACCUAUCAUUAUGUGGGCAAACCGUUGGCUGCCGGGGCUCAGAAUGUUCAGGUGAAUGAUAUUUUUAAUGGUGGACGACCUACACGAUUUAUUUGUUUCCAGAAAACCCAGGCGCGGUACAACGGCGAUAACACGCUAAAUUUUCACAGCAUGCCAUUUCCCGACAUCAAUCAUUUUCAAGUGAAAAUCAACGAAGCUAAUAUCCCACCGUUAAUUACCAACGCGAAAGAAGCGUAUUUAAAUCUGGUUCGUGUUUUAGACAGACGUCAUAGUCAAAUGCCUGUGACGUAUCCCGCGUAUGAAUCUGAUUUUGGUAUCAUCGUAGUCGAUUUAACGACUAAUCGAGAUAGUUACAAUCAGGUUCUACCCAAUUCGACGGCAGGUGUAGUGAGCGUCGAUAUAAAAUAUACUGCAGCAUUACAAGCCGCACAACAAUUGGUUUUUAUCGGCGAGUUUAGAAAUCAAUUGUCCAUCGGCUAUAAAACGGCUGCCCGUAAUAAAUUCGAAUUCUAA
Molecule: messenger RNA, 594 nt
Organism: Paramuricea clavata
Lineage: Eukaryota; Metazoa; Cnidaria; Anthozoa; Malacalcyonacea; Plexauridae
Source: the annotation of a GenBank genome assembly